GAGAGCAAACGCCACAACUGUUUGCUGGAACUUCAUUGCACGUCUGCAAAGUGUAGUUACUCAUCCAAAACAUUUCAUUAAUGCUUCAAAACUUAGAUAUCAGUAAUUCGGCCAAGGCCACCAAAACAUAAAGUGUUUUUGUCAUUGUGUGACCCACACUGGUCAAAAUGUUUAGUGGAACUGUGGAAAUGAAGGUUAUCUAAAAGUAGAUAUUUGUUGAAAACAGAACAGAAAAAGAACAUUUGUAUUCAUGCAUUACAUUUAUUUUUGUACGAAUGUAUUACAUGUAAAGUGAAAUCCUGCCUGUCCGAUUACUGUACAUUUCAUAUUUUUUAUGUUCCCACAAAUACACAAAAACAGGUCAUUUGCCAAUUUAGCAGACAUUACAAAAAAUGGCGAUGUCAAUGAACAAUGAAAAAUGGACGCGAAGUUGUGAAGAGAAACUAAUUGUACAGAGAUCUGAACUUAUUUAGAGAGAAAAAAAAAGCAUCUGAGAAUUGAGCCAAAGCAAUUGCAAAUAUGAUAAGUGUAACCAUUAAAACAUUUACAUAACAAUAAUUUCUUCUGCGUUAUUUAUUUAAUGUGAAAAGUCAAUGCUAGAUACUUUACGAAGCCAAAUCCGGCGAACGGCUCAACAGUUCCUUUGAUACAAGGCUCUUUUUAGGUCAGAGCUGUAGUUUAUAUCAGAGGUCCUGGAUGAAACUCAACCCUCCUUCCGCAGAUACCUGCACGGAUACAUGAUCUGAGGGGUUCGGGUGAACAGAGGCGGCCCACCUGAAGGAAUGGGGAGGACGAGUUACGCGAAUCUCCCCAAGACCGGAUCCAUACCCGAAAGUCUGCCCCUGUACAAUAGCGUUUCCCUCCCGGCUGCAAACACACAGCGUCUGCUGCACAGACACAUGAACACGCUCCCCACCUGCGGCUGCUCCUCCGAUGACAGACGCCGCACUCAAAAGCUCCAGGAUGCAUCUGUUAUUCAUGCUUCCAUUGGUGCUCAAGGUCCAGUCCAUCUCCACGAGCCACAACAUCACCUCUACGACUGCACCUGCCACGAGGAGCUCAAAAUCAGCAACUGCACCAGCAGCAAUUUUACUCACGUGCCCGCCGCUCUCCCACCCUUCACCGAACAGCUGGACCUGUCCCUCAACCACCUCAGCGCCAUCCGUCCCCGAGCCUUCCACAGCACACGAAGACUUCGCAUCCUGCUCCUCAAUGACAACGUGAUCGCUGCUCUGGCCAACGGGGCGUUCUCUCUUCUGGAAGGACUCUUGAGGUUGGACCUGAGAAACCGAAUCUCAUUCCUGGGCGAAGGAUUUUCCCAGGGUCUCAGUUCCCUUCGAGAUCUGUCACUGGCGGAGAACCGAUUGACCAGCUUGGACAGCAGCUGUUUCGUCCACUUUGACUCCCUCCAAAGACUAAACCUCAGCCAUAAUGCAAUCGAGACCAUCAAGAUGAGGGCGUUUGGGUCCAUGAGUACCCUACGCCAGCUACAACUCAACUCCAACAAUUUAACGGUUCUCAAUAACGGCAUCUUCUCCAUGCUACGAAACCUUGAAGUCUUGAAUUUACAUCACAAUCAGAUACACUACUUGGGCGUCCGGGCGCUUUCUCCAUUGACCAGCCUCGCGUUACUGGACCUCACCAACAACAACCUCUCCACGAUUCAGUUCAAGACCUUCCUGAGUCUCAACACGUACAGCACUCACAUAAUGCUCCGAAACCCGUGGAAUUGCGACUGCGAUCUGCAGCGAGUCUUUCAGAAGCUCUGUAACGUCAAGCGGCUCUUCCUGGACGACUACGACAACCUCACUUGCGUGAAUUUGGACGAAAGUCAAAGGAACUAGAUGAAAGAGGAGUUCUGCGUGGCAGAGAUGGUUACCGUCCUGGUCAUCACCAUCACGGUGGUCAUCACUGUUGUGGCUGCCAUAGUCAUGGCGGAGAAGAAAAGGAAAAAAAGAACAAAGAAAAGCAUUGGACGGAAGUGGGCGAGUUGUCGUAUGCGCAUCGCAAGACUGAACCAGAUAAUGCGGAUAAUGCAAGGAAGGAACAUUAAUCUUGCAUUGUAUGGAUGA
This is a messenger RNA of Puntigrus tetrazona (Sumatra barb), 2072 nucleotides long. RefSeq names its product reticulon-4 receptor-like 2. The record is from RefSeq and is a predicted model, not a curated record. Lineage: Eukaryota; Metazoa; Chordata; Actinopteri; Cypriniformes; Cyprinidae. Gene Ontology annotation, molecular function: protein binding.